GGGCCCGCGGUGCCGCUAAAUGCGGCCCGCGCUGAGGGCUCGGCACGGAGCUGUCACCAUGGCUGACAAGAGCUGCUGUGGCUUCCUGCCGUCCUUCGAGCACUUCGCCACCAACGCCAUCCACGUCGCCCAGGACCCCGAUCAGUGGAACUCCAGGGCUGUGAUACCGCCCGUCACGCUCUCCAUCAGCUUCAAGAAGGACCCCGAGAAGGACCAGCCUUAUGUGUACAGCCGGUUUGGGAACCCGAACCGACACAUCCUGGAGGAGGUUGUGGGCACCCUCGAUGGAGCUGGAGGUCGAGGACAGAAUUGGGCAAACCUGGCUGCUGCUGAUGGAGCCAAAUACUGCUUGGCUUAUUCCUCUGGAGUGGGAGCAAUUCUGAACAUCUGUCACCUGCUGAAGACAGGAGACAAAAUUGUCUGCACACGUGAUGUCUAUGCAGGCACAAGAAACUUAUUCAAUGAAAUAGCAGAGAAGUAUAAAUUGAAAGUGGCUUAUGUUGACUUCACAAACCUAGACACAGCGAAGAAGGAAAUUACACCAGACACCAAGCUGGUUUGGCUGGAGACCCCCUCGAACCCCACGCUGAAGGUGCUCGACAUCAGAGCCUGUGCAGACCUGGCUCACGGGAACAAAGAACAAAAAUGUCGGCCACUGGUGGCAGUGGACAACAGCUUCAUGUCUCCAUAUUUCCAGCGUCCUUUGUCCCUGGGGGCUGAUAUUUCUAUGUCCUCUGGAACCAAAUACAUCAAUGGGCACAGUGAUGUUCUCAUAGGCCUGGUCUCUGUAAACUGCAAAAAACUCUACGAGAGGCUCAAAUUCCUGCAGAUCCACCUGGGAGCUGUCCCCUCCCCCUUUGACUGUUACAUGUGCAACCGUGGGCUCAAGACUCUGCACAUCAGGAUGAAGCUGCACUACCAAAACGGCCUGGCCGUGGCCAAGUUCCUGAAAUCCCAUCCCAGGGUGGAGACGGUCCUUUACCCAGGGUUGUGUUGUCACCCCCAGUACGAAGUGACAAAGAGGCAGUGCACAGGUGUUUCUGGGAUGGUCAGCUUCUACAUCAAAGGGAACAUCAAAAAUGCCUUUGCCUUCCUCAAGAGCCUGAAGAUCUUCACCGUGGGUUUCAGCCUGGGUGGCUUCGAGAGCCUGGCAGCACAUCCGGCCACCAUGACCCACGCCUCGAUUCCCAAGCAGGAGUUGGAAGCUCAGGGAAUCACUGACACCCUGAUCCGCCUCUCGGUGGGGCUGGAGGAUGAGAAGGAUUUGCUCGAAGACCUGGAGCAGGCCCUGGAUGCUGCGUUUAAAUAAACCUUGAGGAUCUAAAAGGAACUUGGAACUGGACAUGGCUGUGGACAAGGACAUGGAAACCAAACCUCUCCUGCUCUGCCUCUCUUUGCCAGCAGAGCUCAGUGUUUCUCCUGCUGCUGCAGGCCUUUUGGUGUGAGGGCUUCUUUUUUACUACUCUCAGGUAAUCUCAGUCUUCAGUUACUACUCUCAUCUCUUCUCACCCAUCAGCUCAGCUAAAAAUCUUGAUUGACCUCAGAUUUAUUUAAAUUUGUUUGGAGAUUUGGAUAAAAGCUUUUCCUUCUCUCGAAGUUUUAUGCAACAUUGAAGAUGAAGGGAAAUCCAACAUCUGGAAAUGAUAACUUUCUAAAGAUGGAUCAUUGUAAUUUGAAAAAAAUCAUGUGCUGUGGGAAUUAUUGCAAUCAAUUGAAUUAAAACUCUUUUCCUUUCUUUGCUUAUAUUCCCAUUUGCACGUGCUCCUGGUGUUCAGAAUCAGGGGAUGGAGUGACCCUGGAGCUGUUGGAAUGUUCCUGUGGGAAGGCAGGAGGGGCUGGGGCUGAGUCAGGACAAUUCUGUAUUGGCACACCCAGAGCAGCCUUCACUGCACAGAGGGAUUAAAUCCUGACACCAGCCAAGUGAAGAUGUUCCCACCCAACCCUCCUCAUUGCACACAGUCCCAGCCUGGUUUGGCUGGGAUGCACCUCGAAGCCACCCAGUGGCACCCUGCCAUGGCAGGGACACCUCCCCCUGUCCCCCUGUCCCAGCCCUGCCCAGCACUGGGCACUGCCAGGGCUCCAGGGCAGCCCCAGCUGCUCUGGGCACCCUGUGCCAGGGCUGCCCACCCUGCCAGGGAGCAGCUGCUGCCCCAGCUCCCUGCCCUGUGUCCGUGUGAAGCCAUUCCCCUUUCCCUUGUCCCUGCAGGGCUCCUGCUGACCCCAGCUCAGCUCCUGCAGUCCCUGAGCUCCAGGGGUUCUCCAGGCAGCCCAGCCCGUGCUGUGCCCUGCAGCUGCUGCUGCUGCCUGGGAGCAGCAGCUCUGCUCUGUGUCACA
Molecule: messenger RNA, 2334 nt
Organism: Oenanthe melanoleuca
Lineage: Eukaryota; Metazoa; Chordata; Aves; Passeriformes; Muscicapidae
Product: cystathionine gamma-lyase-like
Exons: 12
Coding region: 20-1309 (429 amino acids)
Biological process (GO): transsulfuration
Cellular component (GO): cytoplasm
Molecular function (GO): pyridoxal phosphate binding; cystathionine gamma-lyase activity
Source: RefSeq, a predicted model, not a curated record